Messenger RNA from Oncorhynchus gorbuscha (pink salmon), 1624 nucleotides. Its product is annotated as thyroxine 5-deiodinase-like. The transcript has a single exon. The record is from RefSeq and is a predicted model, not a curated record. Gene Ontology annotation, molecular function: thyroxine 5'-deiodinase activity. NCBI's taxonomy places the organism in Eukaryota, Metazoa, Chordata, Actinopteri, Salmoniformes, Salmonidae.
GGAAAGGUGACUGAUACCAUUGUCUCUAUCUGCCUGCCUGUCUGUCUUGCCGGCCGGAUAUAAUCGUCAGGGCGAGAUGCAGGAGACUGCAGGUGUCCUGACGGUGCGGGCCCUGAAACACGCAGCCCUCUGUCUGGUUUUUCUGCCCCGGUUCCUCCUGGCAGCGCUGAUGCUGUGGCUCCUGGACUUCCUGUGCAUCAGGAGGAAGGUGCUGCUGAAGAUGAGGGAGCAGGGCAGCAGCCGCGAUGACCCGCCCGUUUGCGUCUCCGACUCCAACAAGAUGUUCACCCUGGAGUCGCUCAGAGCCGUGUGGUAUGGACAUAAAUUAGACUUUUUCAAAUCAGCGCACCUUGGAUGUAUCGCGCCCAACACAGAGGUGGUGCAGCUGAAGGACCGGCGCAGGGUCAGAGUCCUGGACUAUGUGAAAGGGAGGAGACCUCUCAUCCUCAACUUCGGUAGUUGCUCCUGACCACCGUUUAUGACGCGCUUGGCCGCGUUUCAGCGCGUCGCGAGCCAGUACGCGGACAUCGCUGACUCUCUGCUUGUAUACAUCGAGGAGGCGCAUCCCUCUGACGGCUGGGUGAGCUCCGAUGCGCCAUACCAGAUACCCAAGCACUGUUGUCUAGAGGACAGACUGAAAGCCGCUCAGCUGAUGCACUCUGAGGUGCCCGGCAGCAACGUGGUGGUGGAUAAUAUGGACAACUCGUCUAACGCGGCGUAUGGAGCCUAUUUUGAGAGACUUUAUAUCCUGAGGGAUGAGCGGGUCGUGUAUCAGGGGGCCAGAGGACCAGAGGGCUACCGGAUAUCAGAGUUGAGGAACUGGCUCGCGCAAUACCGGAACGAUUUGGAGAAUUCCAGAACAGUGGUGGUCCACGUUUAACUUAAAGAUAACCAUUACCUGCGGCGCGUAAAGUGUCCACACAUCAAAUAAGUAUUCAGAUGCUGCUACAAACUCUUGACACACUGCACAUAUGCCUCUACAUGUUGUUUUGGUUCAGAAGCGUUAUAACAGGACGCAGACAGACAUUUGACAUGUUUAUUAUGAUGUAAAACGCAUGAUAGGCUUUGCAGUUCUGCUGUCUUUUUCCUCAUUUUUUGUUUGGUUCUUUGUUUUUGUAAGGAUAUGUCCUGUUGAUUUGAACCUCUGCAACAUUUUGACUCAUUUCAGUUUGAGCAUCAUUUGAUUAUGAUCACUUUAUUUUUCUAUGGCUCUACCUUGAAGGUGUGUGUGUGUGUGUGUGUGUGUGUGUGUGUGUGUGUGUGUGUGUGUGUGUGUGUGUGUGUGUGUGUGUGUGUGUGUGUGUGUGUGUGUGUGUGUGUGUGUGUGUGUGUGUGUGUGUGUGUGUGUGUGUGUGUGUGUGUGUGUGUGUGUGUGUGUGUGUGUGUGUGUGUGUGUGUGUGUGUGUGUGUGUGUGUGUGUGCGUGUGCGUGUGUGUCUGGAAGGCUAAUACCUUUUACUCUAGUGUUGUUGUGAAGUUCAGUUUUGAAAGGGUUUUAAACCAGGAAACUGAUACUGAUGUUAUUUGAUACUAGAGUACUUGGCGACUAGCAAUGUCCUCAACAAAAUGUUCUGUAAAUUGUGUAUAUUUUACUGAACAAAUAUUUGUAAUAAAAUGUUAGAACA